CUAUCCAGUGAAAGUGGAAUAGUCUGUCCAGGUAUCAGGUCGGGUGCGGUUUGUUAUUGUUUCUCAGAAUGACACAGAAAGGUGCGCGACAUGGGCAGGUGAUGCAGGUGAAAUCAGGACAGCUACAGGUGCACAGCUUACGGUAACAGGUGCGUGGCUCGAAACACGGAUACGCAGGCAGAAGGGUGCACACGCUGGCUUCACACGAGACAACAGAUCGUAGACCUUGGAAAAGGUGUAGCCAGCAAGUCUCCAACAUACCCAGAAAACUUCACAGCAGAUCCUCACAGCUGUUGGAUCAGGACUUGAUCAGAUUUGUGAAUAGGAGGAGUAGAGUGUGUACAGCCUUGUGAAGACAAUGCCAUGGGGAUCGGAUGCUCUGUUCGCUCCUCCGUGCCGAGCGCGGAAUUCGGCGAGGAUUCACACGAUGGCCUCAGGGCUCCAUCAUCAGGUGCCUCUCCCCAGGUGGGCCAGCGACCACGGCUGCGCCCACACCGCAUCAGCGCUACGUCAUCCAGCAGUGUGGCAGUGACCUUGUACGACCUUGGCACUGGAGAUGACCCUUUCCCGCCAGAGUCACAGCAAUCCAGCCAAGCGGAGGAAACACCCCCAAUAGUGCGACGGCUGACCCUCACAACGGUUGAGAUAACCAGUCACAUCCAGACUACGGAGGUCACUGUCGCACAGCCUCGCGAGCAACCUUCCCAAGGUGUAACGACAAGCAAGCAAUCUGACUCUCAGAAAGCCUCCCAGGAUGCAACAGGUCAAAAUCCUACCAGCCAGCCUCAAUCCCAGGAUGCCCCAGCAGGCGUCAAACAACCUGCUGUUGCACCGCCCACACAGCCAAGGCCUCCUAAACCCCCGCCAGCUCUGCCUGAUUUGAGAGACUUUUCUGAGAAUGAGAGGAAAUUGUUGUGCGGAAGAGUGGAUGCUGACGUGAACUUAAGGCCCAAACUCAUCAGGGUAUACGUAGUCUCCUGUGCAGAAGAUUCCAUACAAGAAAGAGCGGUGUUGAGGGAAAGAGUCAGCCCUGCACUGAAACAUCACUGCGGCAUGCUGGGAUAUCAGUUUGAGCUGGUGGACAUGUAUGAGGGCGUGUCUGACAGGGAGGUCAACGACCCUGAGUUCCUGCAAGCUGCGCUAAGAGAGAUGGACAUGUGUAUGGAGACAUCUAUUGGGCCACAACUAAUGAUUCUGUUUGGACAAAAGUAUGGAAAGUUGAUGUGUCCCACAAGCAUCCCACCUGAGACCUUUGACAAGCUACUGGCAGCUAUGGACAGCAGGGAGGAUAAAGAGACACUCUGCACCUACUAUCACCUUGACAACAACUCUGCCCCACCCACAUAUAAGUUACAGCCAAUCAGAUGUGAGGAGGGAAAGUUAAAGAGCUCUGAUUGGUUGACUGUUCAGGACCAGCUUCUGAGAAUCUUGGAGGAGAGGCUUGAUGAGGAAUCGAACCUCCUGAAGUCAGCUUUGGACCACCAGCUGUGCCGUGCCUUCAGCCACCCCAGACUCCAGGCCGGUCAGGUGACCUGGUUCACCCGCCGGCUGCUGGAGCUGGAGGCCCACCUGGCCGACCCUCUGGCACCGCACUUCCUCGACAUCCUGCCAGGGGGCGCCGUGAACACAGCUGCGCAGCAGAGGCUGGAGGGUCUGGUAGAGAGAACAACAUCUCAGCUGUCUGAGGCUACCUGCAUGGCUAACAACAUCCCCUGGGAAGGUGGAGGGAUUGACCCCCAAGCUAACCCUGCCCAUCAGGAGUACCUGGACUGUCUACAGACCAGGUGUCAGGCCGACCUGAUGGCCAUGGUGGACAGGGCUGUUACAGAGGCACAGGGAGAGGAACAGGACCACAAGCCACGCUUUGGCAAAACUCUGAGUCUUGAGCUACAACACCAGGCAGACUUCUGCCGCACAACUUCUCCCACAUUCCAUGGGCAGGACAAGCUCCUGAACGCGAUAGGAUCCCACCUGCGUGCAGAGAACACCCUCCCAUUGGUCAUCCAUGGUGCGGACGGGUGUGGCAAGUCGGCGCUGGUAGCUAAGAUAGUGGAACUGGUGCCUGAGUGGCAGACUGAGCAGACAGUGUGUGUGUACAGGGCUGUUAGACCGGGAACCAGCCAUUCCAGCGAGGAGCAGCUGCUCUGGGGCCUGUGUGAACAGCUGAGGUUACUGUAUGGGCCCAGCACCAGGAAGAUACAAAUGGAAAUUGACAGUCUUGUGCAAGACUUUCAGUAUUUCUUGAGCAGAGCUACAUCAGACAGACCCUUGCUGCUGCUUCUGGAGGGUCAGCUUCAGGGUGGGGAGGGGGGCACAUCUCUGGUGUGGCUUCCGACCUCCCUGCCUCCCAACGUCAGUAUGGUGCUAAUCGUCAAGACCACUGACACGGAAACAGCUCCUUUCUUGAAGAGUUUGCCACCAGACUGUUUCAUGGAGAUGUCUACCCUCCCUCCCGACGAGUGCAUGGCCAUCGCUGACCAGCUUCUCAAGAACAACCAGAGAACUUUAUCCCCCAACCAGCGCGACACAUUCCAGGCAGCUAUCGAGAAGUGCCCCCUUCCUCUGUAUGCAAGUAUUGCAGCCCAGCUAUGUACAGCAUGGAAAAGUGACGAUGUUGACUCAUCGUUACCACAAGAUGUUGUUGGUCUGGUGAACAGCAUGUUGGACAGGCUUGAGGCGAAACAUGGCGCAGAGCUGGUAUCUGCUGUGGCCAGGUACGUCACCGUGGCAAGGCACGGACUCACCGAGUCUGCUCUAUUUGGACUGCUACUGCAGAAUUCGGAAGUUCUGAGGUUGAACAAGGGAACAGAGUUACAUGGUGUGCCACAGAGCACUGUUCUGAGGUUGCUAAGGGACCUAACUCCACUCUUGAGCAUCAGGGUGCAAGAGAGCUUGGUGCUUAGAACAUGGAGGUCGCACUCUAUUGCUGACAUCAUUGUCAGAAGGUACAUGGGAACAAAAGAUGACGUCAGAACUGCACAUGUGCACAUGAAGGAGUUCUGUAGCAGAAUGGUAGCUACGGAACAAGAAGCUGGUUUACACACACACUGGGGGCUCGUCGAGUUGCCUUAUCAUACAUUCCAAACUGAAGGACAUCACAGAGCAAUCGCGGAGUAUUUCCUAAAGUUCGAUUGGCUGCAAAAAGCGCUUGUUGCUGGGAACGCAAUUCAAAUUGUUAGUGAUGUCAACAUGGCAGCCCGUGCCAACCCAGACAAUGGGGACCUCUGUCUGUUGAGUGCUCUACUGCAGGAGUCGGCGGCGGCACUGAGCUACGACGGCCGACAGUUCUGUGUUCACGUGGUGGAGAGGUUGGUUGAUGUCAUGAAAUCUGCUGCAAAAGACAGGUUUCCAGCGAUGUGCAAUAUGUUCAAAAGUGCAAGCAGCUCUGCCAACAGGCAGUUCACCACUUCCAAGGUGUUCCUGAAACAGGUGGCACCACCUGGCAGCUCAUCGGAGAAGAGCAGGAAAAGAAUAGCGUCUGAAAAGGCAGAGGGAGAAGUAGGGAACAGUGUGGAACCAGAGGGUGAAACUGAUUGUGAUUUCCUGACAGGGCUGUUUGUGGUCAAAGACGACCCAGAUCAUGUGAUCUCCGUCUCCGUGGAGACCGGUGAGAUCCGACUGUGGGACGUGCACAUGCAGACACCCGUACAGGUGAUCCUAGGUGUGGACCAGCCGCGCCAGGUGUGCUGCAUCAACGCUCGCCAUAUUGUUGUUCUAUGCAACCGACAGCUGCAGGUGUAUGACCUUGAAGCCGGCAAGCUGGAGACGACCUUGAAAGGCAUCAUGAAUGCCACCAUGCCGUACUUUGGCAUACACGACAGCGACCACGUCGUCGCGCUCUCUCGGAACCGGAUGUACGUCAACGUCAUCAACGUGACCAGCGGAGAUGUGGUGUCCACAUUCAAGGCCGGAGAGGACCGUUUCUUGAACAGUUUGCUGAUCAGCUCUAACGGGGAGACUGUCGUGUGCGGGGACGAGACGCAGAAGCCCAGCCCGCUGCUCGUGUGGGACCUCAUCAACCGCAAACUGGUGCACGACCUGAGGAUCAUGGGACACGAGUUCAAUGCCAGACUGUCGGCCAUCACAAACAAUGGCAAAUAUGUGGCCUCUUCUUGUAAGGAGCUGAUAGACCCAGAUGUAUGUCUGGUCAUCGUGUAUGACCUGAAGACUGGACAGCUGUUCAAGAAGCUGAAGCCUGGGACACCUGUGGUCAGCCUGGCACUGUCCGAAGAGUCCAUGAGCGCUGUGUUAGGCUGUGAGAAUGGGCUGGUGCAGGUGUGGGAUCUGCAGACUGGUGCCUGUAGACAUGUUCUGGAUGGCCACACCCACCCUGUAAACACCCUACAGCUGGCAGAUGAGGGGAGGAGGUGUCUGACCUUUGACCCUUCACACCAUGACCUCAGCAUCAGGGUCUGGGACAUUGUGGAAGGUCAAUGCUUAGCCGUCCUGACUCCCGACCAACCAAUCAACUGCUGUCAAAUCCUGGCUGAUGGAGAGAGAGUUGUGAUUGGUCUACAGGGCAGACAUGAUAUCAUCACUUUGGAACUACUGUCUUCAACAUCAUCCAAUCAGCUUGAGUAGAAAUUGUGGACAGAAGGAGAGCAGAUUGUGAUUGGUCUGCAAAGCAGAUGACACCAUUAGUUUUUAAUUGCAUCAAUAGUAAGCAUCCAAUCAGCUGGGCUGAUCAGUAAGGCCACUAGGUAUCAAAUUACGUUACUGCAUCUUGUCGAAGAGACAUUGUACAGUAGAUUAUGUGCAAGAGCAGAGAAAUCAUGGAACAAGAUAACUAUGAGUUGUGCCAAUUGUCAUAAGUGAAAAGGACAAAUUUUUGUGGUGGCCAAAUCUUUUUUACUCUUUUAAUGACAGUGUCAAAUAAGAGCAAAAAAUCACCUUUGAAAAUUUCUCUGUACAGUGAGAAAAGUAUAAUGAAUAAGGAACUCCUUUUUGUAUUGAUGUAUAUUCUUCAGUAACUAUAUAUAGAAUUCAUGCUGUCAAACUUGGUAACAAACAAUAGGAAGAUCAUAAUUGAAUCCUGUUUUUAUAAGUAUGAUGUUUUUUCUUACACAGAGUUUUUUCUCUAAACGUGAAGACUAAAUUGUUAAAAGGCCUGGCCUGUUGUUCAUAUGUGUGACAUUGGGAACAUUCAGAUAGGACUUUUUCUGUAGACAUAUUGGGUAUAUGUGCAACAAAGAAUAAGGUGGGAACACUGUCGCUACUCAAGUAGCUAUUGAAGCUUCACAAGAAAGCAAAACUUGAUGUGUAUAUUAAAGCAUUCCAGAUUGUUUAAAGUUUGCCUCCAAAUGUCCAAAUGUAAGUACAAAAAGCUAUCUGUUUAAAUUAUCAUUUUGCAAUUUUUAUGAUUUACCAUAGGCAAUUAUCUCACUUGACUGUGACAGAUUGUGGCAGGUGCACCAGACAUUUGCGAAAUGUGAUGCCUGAAAUUGCACUUGUUAUCAUUGUGCAUUCGUUUCUAAUUUGUAUUUUCUAAUAACGUGCUCAUCUGGCCUUAACGUGCCCAUGCAUCACACGUUAGUCAUAAUUGGCACAAAUUUACAAAGUUUGUGCAAUUUCCUAGCGCAAUUUGGCACAGUACAGUGAGACACCUGCUUUACAUGAUUAGGUGACUUAACCCAAUAUGGAAUGCUGAUGAUUCAAACAGUCCCUUUUGGGCAUAUCAUAGGGCAGGGCAGCUAGCACAUUACUAAGAGAACAUUCUUUUACACCAGCCUGUGUGUUUUCAUUCUCAUUGACAUGUAAUAUAUAUAACUCAUGUCAUCUGGACCAGAGGUCAUUUCAUGUACAAAGCUGGUUAGAAAGUAUUUACCUGACUUUGUAUAUCUGGUGAAUACCCAAGCUGUAAAAGCAAUAAUUGAUAUUGUAAAGUGCAAGUAUGAACAUUUUUGCCAACAUACGAGUCUAGACGCUUACAGCAGCUAGCAGAACUUGGCCAUGGUGAGAAUUCCUGAGGCCUUGAAAAACAUGUUGUGUUUCUGGGUAUCUGACCGACCCUGUCAAAAAUCUGCCAAAUUUGGCCUUAAUUUUUUUCCUAAUUUUUAAAUCUUUUGUAUUUUUAGAUUUUUCAUUAAGUCAACUGCUGAUAAGGUACAUGGAAUUUUCAAUCUGACAUAUGAGUUAUGAAACUGUUAUAGAAUCAUGUUUAACAUACAUGACGUCCUCAUUUCUGCUGCAGUAGAAAAGUGUGCUUGUAUAAUGUUACUUUAUAUCUAUAUAAUUUAGAAUAUGAUGUUGAAAUUAUCAAUAUCCUUACAGACCUCAUUUUUGUUAGGUCACCUUUGGCCGAAAUCUUGAAAAAAAAUUUAGGAUUGGAUGUGAAAUGCAGCAUUGAUUUUUCUAGGCCUAAUCUCCAAACAGAUGUCAGCUCUGGCAUAUUUGUAGGUUUUCUUUAAAAAAUGUACAGAAGACGCUUGUGUCAAACAGUCAUCUAUGGUCAAGCAGACUCAAGCUAUGGUAUCAUCUCUGUGUCAACAUAUAAUGUUACAAAGAGACUGUUAGGCUUGAUGUUUUGAAGUGGUAUGUAUUGUGUUUGUGCCAAAAGAAAUAACAUUCCAGCUAUAUCAUGUUGCCAGAUGGAUGUAACUUUCUUUCAUCACAUAGUUGUCAGCAUAGUUGGUCCAUGAAAGUGCCAAUACUUUGUUUGUGUGUUUGUUGUAAAGCCUGUUUUAUUUUGAAAUAUAAGGCAUCAAUGAA
Molecule: messenger RNA, 6708 nt
Organism: Branchiostoma floridae (Florida lancelet)
Lineage: Eukaryota; Metazoa; Chordata; Leptocardii; Amphioxiformes; Branchiostomatidae
Product: NACHT domain- and WD repeat-containing protein 1-like
Exons: 15
Coding region: 364-4581 (1405 amino acids)
Molecular function (GO): protein binding
Source: RefSeq, a predicted model, not a curated record